This is a messenger RNA of Zeugodacus cucurbitae (melon fly), 4255 nucleotides long. RefSeq lists its product as uncharacterized. Bases 2237 to 4132 code for a protein of 631 amino acids. Gene Ontology annotation, cellular component: membrane. NCBI's taxonomy places the organism in Eukaryota, Metazoa, Arthropoda, Insecta, Diptera, Tephritidae. The record is from RefSeq and is a predicted model, not a curated record. The transcript is spliced from 3 exons. Gene Ontology annotation, molecular function: glutamate-gated receptor activity.
UAUGGAGAUAAAGAUGAAGAUGAUGGAAAUAGAGAGAGAUAAUGGUCUUCGCUAUCAAAGCUUGAUGAAAUCUGUUUAAAUUGAUUUCCAGAUAUUUGGAACUUCUUAAUAUCUCUUUGCCACCUUAGGGAAUCCGCUCGCAAUCGAGCUCAGCCUUCCUUACUUAUUUCGAACUUAUUUGCCUCAUUCAUUAAUAUGCGCUCAAGCAGAGCCAUGUAGUGUCAUCAACGGUGUGGAAACAUGAGUAAUGCUUGUGUAUUUUCAUAUCGUUAUAAAAUAUGGAAUAAAUUGUUGGCAAAUAAUCACGAAAUUCAAUUUGCGACACGCAUCAAGCUGGCUGUGCUAAUUCUGUCUUCAUUGUGUCAACGCUUUAUUAGCGCAGCGUGAAAUAUGUUUUCAUUUGUUGCUGCCGACACAAAGCAGUAGCGAAAUGAAAUUAUAUGAUUUGAAUAAUAAUUGAAUUAAAAUCAGCAGAAAGAAGCAAAACAACCGGGAGACAUGCUCCGAAGACCGCAAAAUACGGAAAGUACAUAGCUGAAGAGAAAGUGGAAGAAAAAGAAGAGGCAAGCGUAUGUAUGUGUGUUGGAUGUGGAUGUGGAUAGGCGUCACACGCAUCAAAUCCGAAGAAAUACUGGAAAUUACCGCAGCAACAUGUUGUGCUGCCAGCAAGCGACUGCGUGUGUGUGUGUGUGCGGUUAUUUGGUUGUUGCCUGCCACAGCACAAUUACGGGCGAAAUUAAAUCAUUGCAUGUACAAUGCGCACUGCUGACAGCAAAGAAAAUAUACGAGCGCAAUCCACAUACAAACAAACAUACAGGCAACAGGCAUGCGUAUGUCACAGGUGCUCACACACACAUUCAUGAUUACGUAUGAGCGCGUGGAACAACGGAGGACAAUCACACAAUCAUUGUCAGUUGCAUGUGCAACAGCAUGUGGCAACACAUGUACACAAAUAUCAUACACACACACACGCACGUGGCAAUCAACCAAGGGUUCGUUAUAUGUAAAUGCGUUGCUGACGGGCGGCUAGCUGCUCGGUCCUUGAUGGUUGGCGGGCGGUAGUUGGCGUUGUGCGGUCUUCAUUUCCUACGUUGACAAGCAUGCCGCCGUGUCGUGCAUCAUGUGCAACACGCGUGCCGCCGGCAGACAUAUCAGAAUGCAUCGGCCUUAUGCGGCAUGCCGUCAAGUGUGGCCGUAGGGUUUUGCAAAAAUCUACAAUUGGAAAAUGAGGGAAUCCGCAUAAAAACGCUGAUUGCAGAAUACCGUUGUGAUUGUUGCAGGAAUUGAUCUCGAUAAGUUGGCUAGUUCUGUCGAGUUGAAAUGAGCUUCCAAUUUGGAACUGAUAAUGUCUAGUAUAUAUACAGAGAAGUUUGGGUUCCACGUACAUACCUUAGAGAGUUUAUCUAAAGAGGGUAAGCAAGGUUUAAACUACAACAGAAUGUGGGUCAUUGUACUCUAAUAUGGGAUACUGUACUGAAAAGGUUAUCUCAGUGAUCAUCACCGUUCUAAGUUUCAUUGUCUUCCAGUUAAAGUAAUUUGUUCAAAUCUCACCUCGACCGCGCCUCUUUGAAGACUCUGGGAUUCACCAAUUUAGCCGCUGGUCUUCCCUUUUCUAGACAAGUGACCCUUUUUGGAAUCGAACGAAAGAUAUUUAUCAAGAAAUAAUCCGACCGUGCCGCUAUGAAGACUCUAGCACCACAUAGAGUUUCCAUAGAUCCGGGAACUCCAAAUUCGCACAUAUAUAAUAGGAACUACUGCGUAUCUAAUAGCAUCGUUGCAUGAUGUAAUAAUCGAGACACACUCAUUAAUAUAUACUAUAUGUAUUCUUUUUAAUUACAUUUACAGCCCAUACGCUGAUACAAUCAUCUCUUUAGGUCCCAUCAUCAUUUUACAUUACAACAUUAAGCCAGUAAUAAAGUUUACAGCAAAGGGUUCGAAUAUUCAAAUCAACAAGACUCGUCUCACACAAGCACUCUGCGCCUCUCUUGGCGCUUCUAUGAUUUAUUGUUCAUGCCUAACUGUAAUAUGAAAGAGUACUCAUUUAAAUUUAACGGCUUUGUUGAAAGCUACGCCCAGCCAUUAGAACCGCAAGCAUUAAGGUUCUAGCAAACUUUUGAUGCGAUUGCCGGCAUGCCGUGCAUAUUUCCACUCAUUUGCGUAACGGUAGUCUUCAAAGUCGCAUCGUAGCACCACCACCACGUAUUUACUGAACCAAUUCGCGCCAAUUUCGGUUGCCAUGCAUGGACAUUUCGUGUUGAUUUUCGUGCUAAAAUACAUAAUUCAGUCCGAUGCGGUGAACGGCAUAGCGACGCCGGGCACCAUCUGCAACUCAACGAUCCGUUACAAUUUGGGACAUGCGCUGGGCUCUAUUAUCGACAGAUUCUUUGUGCCAAACUCCAGCGAUAUGAUGGUGUCCCUACAUGCAAAGCACAAGCAGUCGUGGCGUCUGAUGCAGGAUCUGCUGACUUGUGCGACGCCAUUUAUGUUUAACAUCAAACUGCAUAUCGAAAAUAUUGAUGGGCCACGCCUACAAACUUCCGCCAGAAAGUACAAUCUGCUGCUGAUUGAUGGACCGCAGGCGUUAGUCGAGCUGGAUCCAGCGAAGUUCACGAAGGAAUUCGAUUUUUCCGAGCACUACUUGAUACUGCUUAUAGAUCCAGACAAAUCACGAGCGCCGAAUCUGCUCAUUGCCACCAUUUUGAAUUACUUCUUUAGCAACUAUCUCAUCAACGUGAGUGUCUUGUAUGAAAGUAAACCCGACUAUGUCGAGGUCUACACAUAUUUUCCUUUCCUGGAUAACAAUUCAUGUAAGGCAAAUAAUGUACGUGUCAUUAAUGUCUACAAUGGCACAUGGGUGAAGUCCUUGGCGACAAAUAUCUUUCCCAAUAAGCUCACAAAUAUGCAAAAUUGCUCGCUCACAGUGGCUGUCUGGGAUGCGCCGCCAUAUUUAAGUUACUACCCGAACAGGAGUAGCUAUGCGCAGUUAGGUUCGUUCGAAGGCGAAAUGCUCAUCGUAUUAGCGAAGAAGCUCAACUUCACUAUGGAGCUGGUGGAGCCACCGAACGAUGAGCAACGCGGUCGACGCUUAGAGAAUGGUACCUUAACGGGCGCCAUGAAAAUGCUGCAUGAUCAUUUGGCGGAUUUGAGUUUGGGUUGCUUUCGUUACACAGUGGAACGUUGCGCGCUGCUCACUGGUGCACUGCCGUACUACCAAACGUGGCAAAUAUUUGGCGUCGUCCUGACUACUCAAUUCUACUCUUCCUUGGAAAUAUUUACGUUCCCCUUCGACGCUGAGACCUGGUUUGGGCUCGUAUUUAGUUUCCAAUUAGUCCUCCUACUAGCCUAUUUUAUAUACCAACGCAGUAAGGAUUCACCGCUUGCCCACAUUAUGAUUGGCUAUCCGCGUCCGCGUUCUCCUCUAAUCAGCGUAUACAGCCUCUUUCUCGGUAUUCCCAUACAACGCGUGCCACAUACAAACUUCGCACGUUUCGUCUUGGUUAUGUGGGUUACAUACGGUUAUGUGAUGCGUAAUGCCUACCAGAGCUUUCUCUAUCAACUACUACAAACCGAUCUAUAUCGCACGCCACCGCAAAAUAUCUUCGAACUCAUGAAAGACGGCUACUCGCUCGUAAUGACCGCGUCUACACUGAAUACGGUGGGUUCGCUGCCUCUGUUGGCGAAGGGUCGCAUACCAAUAAUAUUAAAUAACAGCACGUACGAAUGGAAGUCGUACGAAAUGGUGGAGCAAAUGGGUGGAAGGUUGGCUGGCGUUUCGCCGAGAGACUAUCUCACCUACUACGUGAUGUCCAAGCACAGACGCGGUGUUUUCUAUGUGCUGCCCGAUAGACUCUUUGCUCAACACAUUACCAUAUACUUCCCGAAGCAUAGCUACUUGACGGAACGGUUCAAUUUCUUGCUCAUGCAACUGCGCAGCCAAGGUCUGGUCGAUUACUGGGCGGAAAAGUAUCUAGACCUGAGUUACUACGAUCUUGUCGCGGCCGAGGACAACGAUGCGCUUGAUAUGGACGACCUCGGGGGAUUAUUUAUUAUGUACCUGACGUUGGUGGGCUUGGCGUCGCUGGUAUUUCUGGUGGAAUUACUGUGGCACAGAUGGGGAAGGACUAAGUGUUAAAUUAAAUUAAAUUAAUAAUUAAAACGUAAUAUAAACUAUACACGAAGUUCGUUUAAUUGGAAGGAGAAAACCACCUUACAAACCGUGUGGUAUCAGGGUAGAGUUGGAACCUUUUUUUAACCA